Cladophialophora yegresii CBS 114405 is the source of this 444-nucleotide messenger RNA. RefSeq lists its product as uncharacterized. The record is from RefSeq and is a predicted model, not a curated record. The transcript has 2 exons. NCBI's taxonomy places the organism in Eukaryota, Fungi, Ascomycota, Eurotiomycetes, Chaetothyriales, Herpotrichiellaceae. Bases 1 to 444 code for a protein of 147 amino acids.
AUGGGCAAACUCAUCAAGAACCACUGGGCUCGCCUGAUUGUCCUCACAGCCGCCCUCUACCAAGUCAUGGCCUCCCUGGAAGGCUUCUUUUGGCCCAAGAUCUUCUUCGACUUCCUCACCAAAAACCUCGAUGGAGCAGUGAAACCUUUUCCAGUCUUGCAGAUCAUGAACCUUGUGUUGGGGUUAACGGGUCUAGCAUGGGAGUGGCCACUUGCACCAAUUGUGAAGAUGUUACCAGGGCUGCACCGAAGUAUGGAAGCAAGAUUGGUGGUUUACCCCUUGAGUGCCUUGGCCGCGGUCCUCAUGUAUCAGUCCACCAAUGCGGCACUAUACUAUAUUGUCGGAGUGGUCGUCUAUUUCUGGGCCUACUCAGAGGGCGAGACUGUAUGUGCAGAACCUUGGACUGUACCGAAGAGGGGGGGAGCCAGACCUGGCAAAGUAUAA